Peronospora belbahrii is the source of this 1572-nucleotide messenger RNA. The record is from the annotation of a GenBank genome assembly. NCBI's taxonomy places the organism in Eukaryota, Oomycota, Peronosporomycetes, Peronosporales, Peronosporaceae.
AUGGCACAAAAUGCUACUACUAUCGCCACGAUACUCGCUGGAGGAUCAGUCAGUAUGGUAUUCUUUGCUGCCACGAAUUGCAGCGUACAACCGUUAUCUGCAGCAUCACCGAGCAAAGAGGAAGUUGCAGAGCAUGAAUGUUACCAGGCUAGCAAGUUUUACAUUGGUUUCGACAUCAGUCCAACAAAAAGUAGCACCGAGUAUUUGUCCGCUUCAAGUUGGUACGAGGACAGCAGCUUCACAUCAGGAUCAUCUUCAAAUACAUCGGUAGAUCCUCAAUCCGUGACUAGUAUCAGACAGGGAUUUCGCGGCGCAACGUUCAUCAGCGCUCUCACUCUAGCUGCAGUCUUAGUACUUGGUGUCGUUUGCCUUAACGUGUGGAAAUGCUUAUCGACAAAGCGGAAGUCGCAAUUUCCACGUACUAUUGAUCUCAACGACAGCAUUGCCAUGCUGGAACCUGAUGACAUGGGUUUCAGGUUUAAACCAGUAUCUGGUCGUACGUUUAUCCCUCAAAGCAGCAGCACGGGUGCAACAUUACGAGAGCAGAUUACUACGUGUUCCUUCGCUCCUGCUCUCUCUAGCUUCGGUUCCGGCUAUCAGCGUUCGGGUCACACACUUGUGUCGGGAUCAAGUACAAGCUCGACAUAUCAAGGAAUAAGAAUGAAUCGUCCAUGGGAAGAUGAUUUUGUCGUGGCAGCACGCAUUCCUCGUGAUAAAGUUGUUGUGGUUCGACUUCUUAGCCGUGGAGCCUUCGGUGUUGUUUACUCGGGACUGUACAAUCGUCGACGUGUUGCAGUGAAAAUGCUUUUGCCUGAAACACGUCGUAGUAUUUCACAUGUUAUCGACUUGUUGGCAGAAGUCAAGAUUAUGGCAUCAAUGGAACACCCGCAUAUCGUCGAAUUUGUUGGUGUAGCAUGGGACUCACUAACAAACAUGUGCGUCGUUUCGGAAUUCAUGGCUGGAGGUGAUUUGAAAGCUCUGCUGAGUGACUACGAUGAACAUGAUCAUCCCAUGGGUUUUAACAGAAACAAGCUCAAGAUUGCGCUACAUAUCGCGCAUGCAUUGACGUACAUGCACUCGCUUGAUCCUCCGAUGAUCCAUCGUGAUCUCAAAUCCAAGAACGUCUUAUUAAGCGAGAGGUUGGAUGCUAAGCUCACAGAUUUUGGAACUUCCAGAGAGCGUGUAAACGAAUCGAUGACGGGAGGUGUUGGCACAUGUUUGUGGAUGGCUCCAGAAGUGAUGAUCGGUGAUCGAUAUGAUGAUAAGGCAGACAUGUUUUCCUUUGGAGUCGUACUAUCCGAGUUGGAUACACACGUAUCGCCGUACUGGCAUGCAAAAGACCCGAAUGACUCAUGCCGACCAAUGCCGGAACCAGCUAUUUUACAAAUGGUUGCUACUGGAAAGCUUCAAGUGAUGUUUUCAAAUGAAGCAGUCAAGACCGUCGUGGAGCUGGGUAAGGCAUGUGUCUCAGUGGAUCCGAAAGAAAGACCGACCGCAUCGGAAGCACUGUAUAAACUUCACACGGUAUUAGCAGACGACGUGAAAGGGCUACAUUUGCGAGUAAAUGAAUAA